AUAUCCGGUCCUGCCAGGCCCCGCCCCCAGACCGUCCCAGACAUCCUGCCCGGCGGGCGUCAUGGCGCUGUGCGAAGCCGCAGCUUGCGGGAGCGCCUUGUACUGGCCGCGGGUGUUCCUCUUCGGAGACUCCAUCACCCAGUUUUCUUUCCAGCAGGGUGGAUGGGGAGCAUCACUGGCUGACAAGCUGGCCAGUGUUUGGGGGUAAUCCUGGCUCAGUGCUCAGGAAGCAGCAGCCUUGCGGCAGGGGCAUCGAAUUCACAUCUCCCACAGGUUACAAUACCAGAUGGGCCAAAAUUAUCCUUCCAAGACUCAUCAGGAAAGGGAACAGUUUGGACAACCCAGUGGCAGUAACGGUUUUCUUUGGGGCUAAUGACAGUGCGCUAAAAGAGGAGAACCCCAAGCAGCACAUCCCCCUGGAUGAGUACAUUGAGAAUCUGAAGAGUAUGGUGCAGUACCUGAAGUCCAUGGAUAUUCCCAAGAGGAGGAUCAUUCUCAUUACGCCACCCCCCCUCUGUGAGACCGCAUGGGAAAAGGAGUGUCGCAUGCAAGGUUGCAAAUUGAAUCGCCUAAACUCUGUAGUUGGAGAAUAUGCUAGUGCCUGUUUACAAGUAGCCCAAGACUGUGGUACUGAUGCACUUGACUUGUGGACCCUGAUGCAGAAGGAGAGUCAGGACUUUUCAUCCUACUUGUCAGAUGGACUACACUUGUCACCAAAGGGAAAUGAGUUUUUGUUCUCCCAUCUUUGGCCUUUGAUAGAGAAUAAAGUCUCCUCCCUGCCGUUGCUGCUGCCGUACUGGCGGGACGUAGCAGAAGCUAAACCGGAACUCAGUCUCCUGGGAGAUGGGGACCAUUAGCUGCAGCAAGCCAUGUCUGGUUCCAAUUCUCAUUGGCAAGCUUAACUUCAAUGCAGAAAGAUCUUGGCUAAGAAUCACGAAUGUUUUCUUCUUACCCUGGACCAAAAACACUGGCAUCUGUCACCAAGACUAAUAAAAUCAUUAGUGUUUUUCGGCAAAGUUUUGAUAUUAAACAUUUAUUGAUGGA
Molecule: messenger RNA, 1044 nt
Organism: Sorex araneus (European shrew)
Lineage: Eukaryota; Metazoa; Chordata; Mammalia; Eulipotyphla; Soricidae
Gene: IAH1
Product: isoamyl acetate hydrolyzing esterase 1 (putative)
Exons: 7
Coding region: 447-857 (136 amino acids)
Molecular function (GO): hydrolase activity, acting on ester bonds
Source: RefSeq, a predicted model, not a curated record